Messenger RNA from Harpegnathos saltator (Jerdon's jumping ant), 592 nucleotides. RefSeq lists its product as uncharacterized. The annotation marks the transcript as partial. The transcript has 2 exons. The record is from RefSeq and is a predicted model, not a curated record. NCBI's taxonomy places the organism in Eukaryota, Metazoa, Arthropoda, Insecta, Hymenoptera, Formicidae.
AUGAAGCCACCCCAGGCCCAGAUCAGAGUGGGAAGGGUCAGGGUCCCAAUAGAGGCCCAGAUGAGGUAUCUGGGCCUCACCCUGGACGGCACCUGGUGCUUCAAAGAACACUUCAAUCGCCUGGUCCCCCGGUUGAGGCUGUCUCGAGUGGAGUCAGCAGACUCAUGCCGAGAACCGGGGGACCAGAUGGAAGGCGCGUCGCCUCCACGCUGGGGUACUCAAUUCGGUAGCCCUGUACGGGGCACCGAUAUGGGCGGAAGCCCUGGCCGUCAGUCGCCCGAUACAAGCAACCCUGCGCAGGGUGCAAAGGGCGCUGGCGGUCAGGGUGGCCCGCUGCUACCGUACGGAAGCGGAGCUCCUACAUACGGGGGGGGCGGAAAACCGCUCGCCAGGACGAUAAGAAGAAUGAAGCACCAGACUCGACUGGUCCUCCUUCAAAGAUGGCAGGGACUCCUGGCUAAUGCCAGGUAUGGAAGGAGGACCGUCGAGGCCGUCCGGCCCUUCCUGCCAGAGUGGGUAGGAAGGGCCCACGGGACCCUGACCUUCGGGACCUUCAGGAUGGCACAGGUGCUCACCGGGCAUGGAUGCUUCG